AUGAUCCGGCCCGGUCCAGCAUAUCCGUUCAGCCCAUUAAGCAAAUUUUUGAUUGGUUGCUGCCCAAAUUUUGGCAGCACAACAUUCAAAUCCUGCCAAACCAAAUACGCCUCCCCACAAUGCCGUGGCGGCGCCGCCUCCACUUCACCACCGCCGUCCGACACCUCAAUUUCCAUGGCGGUCAAAAGCAAUAAUGCAGACUUUCUGAACGGCGGCACCCCAGUCCACAACCACCACCCGUCGCCUCCGACCUCACCCUGCGUCGCCCACGUCGUCGUCCGAUCCCGCCACCUGUCGCCGGUCGCCGUCCUUACCCCACCCGCCGUCGUUGCCUUCCGUCAACCACCUGUCGUCCGCCACAAAAUCCUCUGCCGCCGAGCAAGAGAUGCUCUCGAAGACGACGAAGACGUGGCCACCGAUGAACACUUGUUGCAGCGGCGUGCGGCCGCUGGCGUUGUGGUCGCCGGCGAGCUCGGCCAUCCGGGCAAUGAGGUGGUUGUUGAAAUUGAGGUGGUCGCUGAUGGUGGCGUUGUGACGGCGACCGACGAAUGUCCCCCGGUGGCCGCUGGAUGA
Molecule: messenger RNA, 573 nt
Organism: Striga asiatica
Lineage: Eukaryota; Viridiplantae; Streptophyta; Magnoliopsida; Lamiales; Orobanchaceae
Source: the annotation of a GenBank genome assembly